This is a messenger RNA of Hevea brasiliensis (rubber tree), 1427 nucleotides long. RefSeq lists its product as uncharacterized. The record is from RefSeq and is a predicted model, not a curated record. NCBI's taxonomy places the organism in Eukaryota, Viridiplantae, Streptophyta, Magnoliopsida, Malpighiales, Euphorbiaceae. The transcript is spliced from 7 exons. Bases 269 to 1111 code for a protein of 280 amino acids.
UAUCGUCGGAAUUAGCGUACCUCAGAACUCUUCUUUGCUUGGUUUUCGUGUAUGGCUGGUUGCAACCGCGAACGUUGUAAAAGAGCACCAGUCUACGGAGGAUGGACUGGUAGUUUUGCCUAAUCAUAAAACCCCCAAAAUUCACAUCAAAACCCUAACAUCAACGUCCAUAACUUCAUCUGAAUUUUUUUUCCAAUUGGGACAUCGAAUAUUUGGAAGAUUCAGCAUUGAUAUUUCACGUAUUCAGUUUCAGUUCUGAAGUUGGAGAAUGUUGAUGGGACGAGCAGAGGGUCUAUCAGAACCUGGAUCAUCAAGGGAUCACCUACUUUCUGAUCCUGAACCGGAGUUUGAUGAUGGUGAUGAUGGAUCUAUUUCUGAACAGAUAUUGUACACAGCUUCGUUCGAGGAACUUGGAGAAAAUACUUUGAAGUAUGACACUGUUAUAUGGGUUUCCAUAUCAUUGUUGCUGGUCUUAGCUUGGGGAGUCGGUAUCCUUAUGUUGCUAUAUUUGCCCGUUAGAAGAUAUGUGCUUCAGAAGGAGAUUUCUUCACGUAAACUCCAUGUUACACCCAAUGAAAUAGUUUAUAAGGUUUCAAGGCCUUCAUUCGUACCCUUUUGGGGAGUAACAGCAAUUGAGAAGCGUGUUCCACUUUCCAUGGUGAUUGAUAUCAUCAUUGAACAAGGUUGCUUGCAGUCUGUUUAUGGAAUUCAUACAUUUAGAGUUGAAAGUAUAGCAAGUGGAAAAGCGGCACCAGUAGAUGAGCUACAAAUUCAAGGUGUUGAUAACCCUGCACUUCUAAGGAAGGUCAUAAUAACUGAAGCUGCAAAGAAUAUGCAAGAUGUUGGAAAAGGCUGGAAACCUGCUACUUACACAGGGGAAGGGGAGAGUAUGUCUAGAACAGUAUCAUUGAGUGAGGGACCAGCUGUUUUUAAAUCACCCACCAAAAGCUGGAAGAUGACAGCUUCUCCACGCUAUACAUCUAUGGAGCCUAGAAGUGCAGUACCUAGUGAAGUGUUGCUAAAUAAGCUUGAAGAAGUCAGUAGAUCAGUAAAGAAAAUUGAGUUGCUAAUUGAGAAUUCCCAGACUGCCCCGGAAAGCAGCCAGGACUAAAUCAAUAUCCAAGGUCUUUCCAGAAUCCAAUCAUCAGGGUAGAAGCCAGUCUGGUUACAAAAGUAACCAAAGAAGUAGUUCCGUGGAGCCCUCGGGGAAAAAUUGCGGUAACCGGCUAACAAGUAGGGCUGCUUGCUUCAUGGAUUAAUGCAUAGAAUGCAAUUAGGAUUUUUGUUUCCCUAAAACUUUUUAAACCUGGGGUAUCGAUUGGCUUUUCUUUUCGUUUAAGACAAUUUUCAUAUGUAUUCUUCUUACAGUUUUGAUGUUGUAGAGAAUUCUACCAUGGGAAUGUUGCUAACUUCCAUUUUUUUGUAAA